Myotis lucifugus (little brown bat) is the source of this 3570-nucleotide messenger RNA. RefSeq names its product fibronectin leucine rich transmembrane protein 1 (gene FLRT1). The transcript is spliced from 2 exons. Lineage: Eukaryota; Metazoa; Chordata; Mammalia; Chiroptera; Vespertilionidae. Gene Ontology annotation, molecular function: protein binding. The coding region runs from base 924 to 2948 and encodes 674 amino acids. The record is from RefSeq and is a predicted model, not a curated record.
GAGGAGGCAGGGAGUGGGUGAGGAGGACUCCUAUUUGGACAGACAAGGCCAGGAGGUGAAGCAGGAAUAACCCAUCCCUCACCCCCGCCCCGGCCUCCCUUCGAGAAAACCUCUCUGCAAACAGGGGCAGCCAAGCAGGACCGAGCCCCCGCCCCCAAGCAUCUUCCCAAAGAGGGGCCGGUGGGGCCUGACAGCUCCGGUGGCGCAUGUCACAGCUCAGCCCGCCGUGCGCAUCUGAACUCCUCCGCGGGUAAUGGACUCCCGCCCGCCCCCGGAGACGGAGACGCAGCCCGAGUGGCAGGAACGCCGCGUCUUUGGAGAGUGGCUCCCUCUCGUCUCUGUCUCAGCAGAGCGCUCCCUGCACGGGAACCCAUUCUGCCAAGUGACUUAAAGGGAUUAAAAAAUAAAAAAAGACCUUGGUAAAGAAAAGGGGGUCAAAGCCACGCAGAAGCCUUUUGGAGGAGGUGGUGGCCAGCAGACAAAGAGCACAAGUUGAAAGAGGCAGUGAGAGGCCGCCCGCCCGCCCCGAUGGGCGCCGGGCCGUAGGGCAUGCCUGGGGCGCAGGGGCCCAGGACACCCGCAGGCCGUGCACGGGAGUCGGGGCUCCGCCGGGGAGAGGCCCGCAGCGCCCAGGGCCCAGGCCGUGCAGAAUGCUGCUCUGGACCCGCAGCCCUGCCUGACCUGGAGGAGCCCAGAAGAGUCCAGCACAGGGCCGCCUCCUGCACGCCGGGCGGCCCCCAGCGCCCCAGGUCUGCGGUCUGCACCCCGAGUGCCAGGGCUGAGGCCGGAAUGUGAGCGUGGCCCAGGCCCACCUGGACCCAAGCGCGGCAUCCAGAGCGGCCAUCCCAGCCAGACCAGCGGCUCAGCGAAGGAGGUGUCGAGGCCCCAAGUCAGGUGAGGCCCGGUUCCCCCCGCCAUCCACCAUGGUGGUGGCACACCCCACUGCCUCCGCCACCACCACUCCCGCUGCCACGGUGACGGCCACCGUCGUGAUGACCACGGCCACCAUGGACCUGCGCGACUGGCUGUUCCUCUGCUACGGGCUCAUCGCCUUCCUGACGGAGGUCAUCGACAGCACCACCUGCCCCUCCGUGUGCCGCUGCGACAGCGGCUUCAUCUACUGCAACGACCGGGGGCUCACCUCCAUCCCCCCCGACAUCCCCGACGACGCCACCACCCUCUACCUGCAGAACAACCAGAUCACCAACGCCGGCAUCCCCCAGGGCCUCAAGACCAAGGUCGGCGUGCAGGUCAUCUACCUGUACGACAACGCCCUGGACGAGUUCCCCGUCAACCUGCCCCGCUCCCUGCGGGAGCUGCACCUGCAGGACAACAACGUGCGCGCCAUCGCCAGGGACUCGCUGGCCCGCAUCCCGCUGCUGGAGAAGCUGCACCUGGACGACAACUCCGUGUCCACCGUCAGCAUCGAGGAGGACGCCUUCGCCGACAGCAGGCAGCUCAAGCUGCUCUUCCUGAGCCGGAACCACCUGAGCAGCAUCCCCUCGGGGCUGCCCCGCACGCUGGAGGAGCUGCGGCUGGACGACAACCGCAUCUCCACCAUCCCGCUGCACGCCUUCAAGGGCCUCCACAGCCUGCGGCGCCUGGUGCUCGACGGCAACCUGCUGGCCAACCAGCGCAUCGCCGACGACACCUUCAGCCGCCUGCAGAACCUCACCGAGCUCUCGCUGGUGCGCAACUCGCUGGCCGCCCCGCCCCUCAACCUGCCCAGCGCCCACCUGCAGAAGCUCUACCUGCAGGACAACGCCAUCAGCCACAUCCCCUACAACACGCUGGCCAAGAUGCGCGAGCUGGAGCGCCUGGACCUGUCCAACAACAACCUCACCACGCUGCCCCGCGGCCUGUUCGACGACCUGGAGAACCUGGCCCAGCUGCUGCUCCGCAACAACCCCUGGUUCUGCGGCUGCAACCUCAUGUGGCUGCGGGACUGGGUGAAGGCGCGGGCGGCCGUGGUCAAUGUGCGCGGCCUCAUGUGCCAGGGCCCCGAGAAGGUCCGGGGCAUGGCCAUCAAAGACAUCACCAGCGAGAUGGACGAGUGCUUCGAGGCGGGGCCCCAAGGCGGCGCGGCCCAUGCGGCCACCAAGACCACCGCCAGCAACCACGCCUCUGCUACCACACCCCAGGGCUCCCUCUUCACCCUCAAGGCCAAGAGGCCGGGGCUGCGCCUUCCCGACUCCAACCUUGACUACCCCAUGGCCACGGGCGAUGGCGCCAAGACCCUGGUCAUCCACGUGAAGCCCCUGACAGCGGACUCCAUCCGUAUCACGUGGAAGGCCACGCUCCCUGCCUCCUCCUUCCGGCUCAGCUGGCUGCGCCUGGGCCACAGCCCGGCCGUGGGCUCCAUCACAGAGACCCUGGUGCAGGGGGACAAGACGGAGUACCUGCUGACGGCCCUGGAGCCCAAGUCCACCUACAUCAUCUGCAUGGUCACCAUGGAGACGGGCAACACCUACGUGGCCGAUGAGACGCCCGUGUGCGCCAAGGCGGAGACAGCCGACAGCUACGGCCCCACCACCACACUCAACCAGGAGCAGAAUGCCAACCCCAUGGUCGGCCUGCCCCUGGCGGGCAUCAUUGGGGGCGCUGUGGCCCUCGUGUUGCUCUUCCUGGUCCUGGGGGCCAUCUGCUGGUACGUGAACCGGGCCGGGGACCUCCUGACCCGGGAGCGGGCCUACCACCGAGGCAGCCAGAAAAAGGACAGCUAUCUGGAGUCGGGGACCAAGAAGGAUAACUCCAUCCUGGAACUCCGAGGCCCGGGGCUGCAGAUGCUGCCCAUUAACCCUUACCACGCCAAAGAGGAGUACGUGGUCCACACCAUCUUCCCCUCCAACGGCAGCAGCCUCUGCAAGGGCACGCACACCAUCGGCUACGGCACCACCCGGGGCUACCGUGGCGGCGGCAUCCCCGACGUAGACUAUUCCUACACAUGAUGCCCGCCGGGCCGCCCGCCCCCGCUCCCACCUCCUCCUGGCGCGGCGACCCCGCGGCUUUGCCCCGCUUGCUGCCAUCCGGCACAGCAAGGAGAAGAAACUCCACGGCGACUUUCCCAGCAAAAAGCAGCGUUGGGGGAGGGCUGACACUUUUCUAGAACACAGCCGAGAAAACAAGUUUUUUUAAGGACAGAAGAUGGGAGGGGGGUGGGUUGACGUUGCUGAAGACAUAAUUUAUACCAAAUUAUGCCAGUUGGGGAGGGAAGGACUAAAAAUAAUAUUGCAGGAAGGGUUGGGUCAGGGCGUUUUCCCCUGAAGUGGAAAGAUACUACCUGUACCGCCUCUGUGCGCGCCUCCUGCCCUGUUCAGGGCCGUCACGAGGGGACCGUCGGAGAGAAGCCGCCGUGGGACACGGACGCCCCCGCGCAGCGCUCGCUGCCAGCCGCUCCCCGGCAGCGACGAGAUGGGAGAGGCUCGGGCCUCUCACCAAGGAGAGCGGGAGGAAGAGCUUUUCUUCAGUCUCUCCCCGGUUCUCCCCCUACCAUUUCCCUCGCAGAUUUCCAGAAAUACCGCGUCUUCUACUGCGUUCUUUGAACAAUGAUGUAACCGAUUAAAAACUAAA